GCGUGAGCUUUUGCGGCUUCAAUUACCCCUUUCUUCCGUUAGCUUCGGCGUCUUUCAGGUGCUGGGGGUGAUAUAGAAUGGUUUAAUGUUAACUUCACGUUUCUGCGUAAUUAUUUAAACUAAUUUAUCCUGCUUUGGGCCUUUAUCUAUUUAUCUGUUUAUCGACCACUUGGCUGUAUAUAUUUUUAAAAGCGUAGUCCUAAUCGUUUUCACGUCGCGGUGCUAGCCGAAAUAUUUAGCAAGCUAAUUCCGUUGUCUAGAUAAUUCAUAUAUUCCGACUAAAAACCUAAGGAUAUUUUACUUUACUUUUAUUCCAGCUGUUUUUUAGUUUACCAUGGCGACCGCCACUUCCACCCCGGCCGGCCAGAGAAUAAGCACGCGCGCGAGCACCGGCGCAGGCACUCCUCUGAGCCCCACGAGGAUCACCAGGCUGCAGGAGAAAGAGGAGCUCAGCCACCUCAACGACCGCCUCGCCGUUUACAUCGACAAAGUCCGGAGUCUCGAGUCUGAGAACAGCGUUCUUCACCUGAAGAUUUCUGAGAAGGAGGAGGUGAGAAGCCGGGAGCUGACCGGCCUCAAGUCUCUCUAUGAGAAUGAGCUGGCGGACGCGCGGCGCUCUCUGGACGACACGGCUAAAGAGCGGGCCAGGCUGCAGAUCGAGCUGGGAAAACUCCGAACCGAGCAUGAACAACUGCUGCAGAACUACACUAAAAAGGACACUGACCUGGCUAACUCUCAGGCCAGGCUGAAGGAUGUUGAGGCACUAUUGAACACUAAGGAGGCCAGUCUGGCCACAGCCUACUCUGAGAAGAAAGGCUUGGAAGCAAUGCUAGCAGAUCUGCAAGCCCAGAUACAGGAGCUGGAGGCCGGACUGGUCUCUGCUAAGAAGCAGCUAGGAGAAGAGACUCUGCUGAGGGUGGACGUGGAGAACCGCUGCCAGAGCCUGGUAGAGGAGCUUGACUUCCGCAAAAACAUGUUUGAGGAGGAAAUUAAGGACACCCGGCGCAGGCACGAGACCCGUCUGGUGGAAGUGGACUCUGGCCAUCAAAAGGAGUACGAGUUUAAGCUGGCUGAGGCACUGGCGGAUAUGAGGCAGCAGCAUGACGAGCAAGUCAAACACUACAAGGAAGAGAUGGAGCAGACCUACCUGGCCAAGAUGGAGAACAUACGCCUGUCUUCAGAGAUGAACAGCAGUUCAGCAAGCUUGGCACGGGAAGAACUGAAGGAGUCUGCUUUGAGGGUCGAGAGUCUGGCGGCUCAGCUGGCAAGCAUGCAGAAGGAGACACGAGGCUGGCAGGAUCGCAUCAAUGAACUGGAGGCUGCCCUGGCUCAAGAGAAGGAUAUAAGUCGCAGGAUGCUGGCUGAAAAAGAGCGCGAGAUCGCUGAGAUCCGAGCCAAGAUGCAGCAGCAGCUAGAUGAGUACGAACAGUUGCUGGAUGUCAAACUGGCCCUGGACAUGGAGAUCAAUGCCUACAGGAAGCUUCUGGAGGGCGAGGAGGAGAGGUUAAAGCUUUCUCCCAGCCCCUCGUCUCGUGUGACUGUGUCUCGGGCCUCGUCCAGCCGCAGCGUUCGCACCACACGUGGGAAGAGGAAGCGUGUAGAUGUGGAGGAGUCUGAAGCAAGCAGCAGUGUCAGCAUCGCCCACUCAGCUUCUGCCACUGGCAACGUUUGCAUCGAUGAGCUUGACGUAGAUGGCAAGUUCAUCCGACUGCACAACAACUCUGAUCAGGACCAGGCAAUGGUUGGGUUUGAACUGACUAGAAUUAUUGGAGAAACUUCUGCUACCUACAAGUUCACUCCCAAAUAUGUCCUGAAAGCUGGACAGAAAGUCUCUAUCUGGGCAUCUAAUGCAGGUGUGAGCUCCAACCCUCCCACUGACCUCAUCUGGAAGACCCAGAGCUCCUGGGGCACUGGUGAGAACAUCAAGGUGGUCCUGACCAACCCUGAGGGAGAGGAAGUCGCUGUAAGAAGUACAGUGUUCCAGACAGCCACAGUAGAAGAGGAGGAUGAUGGAGUGGAGGCCAUUGAGGAAGAAUUCUUUCUUCAGCAGGGAGAACCACCAAGAGACGGUGCCAAGAGAGGUUGCUUGAUCAUGUAAGAUCAGGAGACACUACACACCACCUAACUCUUCCACUACAGCAAGGUUCAGCUGCCAACUCUACAACCACCUCAGAACUAUUUUUGUAUCACUUGUGUAUGAUAAAAUAAGUGAAUUUUUUUUUUUUUUUUUAGUUUUAAUGGAUUUUAUUCCUUUUUGGUACAUUUCUAUUUUUUGUAUGUGAAUUCACAAAAAAAAGCUUCAGUUUUCUUUCUAUGAACCAAAAUCUAGUGAUCAGUGGGGGAAUGUAGUGAGACUGAGAGCUCUGUGACAAGUAGGCAGCUUUUUGCAAAAUUACCAAGUCCUCCAGGUGCUGUGAUUUUUACCUUAUUUCUCUUUUUUUUUUUUUUUUUUUUUUUUUUUUAAACAUAGCAUUUUAAGGGUAUCUUUAUAGAAAAGUUAUAAUUUUAUACUAGUUUUGUAGUUUUUAGUCAGCCACGUUGUUGUGUAUAAUGCAAUGUAGACUAAAUUCACACAGGGAAGGGUAAAAACAGACUGCUGUUUCAAACACCAUUUUGAAAAUGGAGGGUUAUUGGAUAUAUCCUAUUGUUUAAGAUCCAGGACUGUUAAAACGGCAAUGCGCCACAAGGUGGCAGUAUAGUCACAUUUGUUUCAAGUCAAAGAGGCUUCAUUAGACUUUCUUUUGACUCUUGAUUAAUCAUGUGCAGUGUCAGUUUUUCCCCCAUUUUUAAAAAUACCAGUCUUCUGUCUUGCACUGAGGAAAAAUGCACUCAUGCAAAUAUGUUUAACUGACAAGAUUAAGAAGCAUGAGAUGUGUAAUGUUCUUGAGCUACUGUAAUUUACAGCAGUUUAUGGAAGCAGUCUGUAAUUUGGCUACACACCAUCUCUCAUGGUGAGACACUAAAGCAGCAGGGCAUAAUGGGUUCGUUUAUAUCCAAUUCCCUCUUAAGAAUUAGCCUUGGGUGGAUGUGAUCAUUAUUUUAUGCCAGUUUGUCCAUCUUAUCUAACUAUGAAUAGUCUUAUGCUUUUAUUUUGAGUAUCUUAACCUUGAGUAGAAUUGUGGGUUGUCUUUCAUGUCACUUGCAUGCUUUUGCUCUAAACCUUUACAGUUUGUAAGUCAAAAUAAAAUUUUGUUGUAUUUUCUA
Clarias gariepinus (North African catfish) is the source of this 3204-nucleotide messenger RNA. It is a transcript of the gene lmnb1, whose product is annotated as lamin B1. The transcript has 11 exons. The record is from RefSeq and is a predicted model, not a curated record. Bases 335 to 2098 code for a protein of 587 amino acids. Lineage: Eukaryota; Metazoa; Chordata; Actinopteri; Siluriformes; Clariidae.